AGGGGCAGUAAUGAAAUUGAGAAAGUACAGAGAAGUGUCACUAAGCUGAUAAAGGGAAUGGAAUUUCUUUUCUUCCCCAAAUAUAAAAAAAAUCACAGACUCGGGAUCCAUGCCAAGAGCAUGAAUUUACAAUUUUGUUAUUACAAAUACAGGAAUACUCAGGGGGAGAGGCCACUCAGGAUUCUUGCAUUGAGUGAAAUUCAUCAUUACCCCAGACAUUAAUUUGUUGUCAUCAGCCCCCGUCCUAUAGAGACCAGGAGUCACCCUGGGGCUAAUGAUGUAACAUGUGGCAAUAAAUUCAUAUUCAACAAAUAGAGAAAAUCUUUAUAAACCAAAUGCUUGCACUACUCCGCCUUUUUUAUUAUUAUAUUAAUGUGUUCCAUUACAAUACAUUCUUAUAUACAGACAUAUUCCAGGGGUACCCAGGGCACAAAUAAGCACUCACCCCAAAUCUCCCCCUAACUGGCCUUUAGGCUGGGCCCCUUAGCUCAUAACAAGUUUACGGAUGCAGGGAGAUAUUAGUUGCAGCACUUACAUCUUACAUUCCUCUGCUUUUUCUGAAUUGUGGUUCAGCAAUAGUAAAGACUUGAUUUAAUAAUGAGUGUAACCUUUAUUAUCCAUAUUAACAAUAUAUAAAGGUGUUUGUUUUCUGUAAGACAUGGGGACCAAUACAUGAGCCUCACUGCCCUCCUUCUGAAAUCCAAAUCUCCCCACAUAAUUGAAAAGAAGCAGCUAGAUAAAAUUCACCAUAUUUACGGCAUGAUUUUAUUUCUCUCUGGAUCAGAUACUUUCAAAUAUAUUUUCGUUAUUUCUAAUUGGGUCCCAGGGGUGCGGAGAAUCAUUGUCACAAGUAGAGAGCGAGAACUAAGUAGAGAACUCAGGGAGAGUAAUUAUCCAGCUGGUGCCAGGCAGGUGUCUUACAAAGGAUUCUGGGAGAAGGGAUGGAGUGGGCAUUUAGACAGUACAGAGGGAAAAUGUGUGGGAGUUAUAGUCACAACAAAACAGGACCUUUAUCACCUUGGGUUUAUUUGGUCUCUAAGAAGCGGGUGUAAGAUGUACUUGUCUGUCAGCCUUUGGCACCCACGGGAGACGCUACUGGGAAAACAAUGCAAUCUGUGCUCUGAUUUAACCCCUCCAUGACAGUGAUGUAAGGAGACGUUGCCAUUCAGGAGAUAGCUACUGUGGGUUAGUCAGCAGGCAGGAGAGGGUUAACUGAGUUCUGCUUGGCCAGUAAUGUAUUGAAUUCUACUGGGAAAUAGCUGGAACCCAAUAUAUCAACACAGUAACCCAGUGUAUCAGGGAGCAGUCACAUAACUGAUAUCAAUUAAUAUAUCAAACUGCAAUAAUUUAGGGAGUCAGUGACACUUUGUGUGUUGUCGCUAGGAGUUGUAGUCCGACAGUACGGAGUAAAGACAUAUCAGUAGAUCAGUAGAGAAGUGUCAGCAGGGGCUGGAGUACAGUGCUUAUAUACAUAUGUGUGUUGUUACUAGGAGUUGUAGUUCAGCAGUAGGGAACAAAGUCAUAUCAGUAGACACAGAAGAGCCAGCAGGGGCUGGGGGAGCAGAAGUACAGUGCUUUUAUUUAUAUGUGUGUUGGUGCUGGGAGUUGUAGUCCAAUAGUAGGGAGUAAAGGCAUAUUAGUAGAUACAUAAGCGUCAGCAGGGGCAGGAGUACAAUGCUUAUAUACAUAUGUGUGUUAUUUCUGGGAGUUGUAGUUCAAUGGAAGGAAGCAAAGAGGCUGGGGAGGAGGAGAGGCAGGAGUAGAAUGCUUACAGUGGGGGUGCUAUUGUAGUGUAUUGCGUGGCACUGUAACUUCUAGUUGUAAUGGAAGGAGUUAACCAAUGCACCUCUUGUUGUUGCUAUUGAGUACAAGGCUCUCACUCAGGUGCUGCACUAUCCAAGGUCAGGCCAGGGAAUAGGCUGAAACCUUCAUAUUUGCCUGCCGACUGGUGGCAUUCACACCUCUUCCUGUCAGGGAAAGUGGCAGCUGCUAGGGGGAGACAUCUGGUAGAAUUAACCCUCUCCUGCUCUGGGGGCCUUUGUUAGUUCUUCUCCUGUCAGGUCCCCAGCUCCCCAAAGCCUGGCAUAUUCCUCCUGGGUUGCUAUUUGGAUACCAGGGUUGCAUCAGGCACAAUUUCGUAUAAACAGCUGGUCACUGGGGAGCAGCCUGACAACUCCUGGUUUUCUUACUGGCAGUGCGAUACCUCUCGGAGCUGGGCGAGGUGCUGGGCGCAAGCAGCGAGUGCUAAUGUGUGGGCAAAGGGGGGACUGAAAUGCGCAGGGACCUGGAUUCUACUCGUCUUACUGGAAUGGGAUACAUUGUAACAAGGAGGGGAAGAGAAGACUGAAUAUCCAGAGAGACUAAGGGGUGUCACACCUGCAGCCAGCAGUGCCUCGCAGGGGAUGUCAUUUUUCUGAAGGAUUUUUCAGAUGCAAAUUCCAUCAUGGCCAAGAGCUGCUUUGAUUGUACCGAGAAAAACUCAGCCCACAGCCUGUGCAUCACGUGCAACAAAUGGUUGUGCAGCACCUGCGCCGAGCAACACCGACACACCAAGAGCGUCACUGACCCCUUCCUGCCCUCUGCCCAGAGGGGGUCUUUAGGAGGUGAUGGCACCUCGGGAAAUUUCCUUAGCUGCCCGAUGCACCACCAGGAACCCCUCAAGUUAUUCUGCGAGAACUGCGAUACCCUAAUGUGCCGUCACUGUGUAGUCAUGGAACACAAGGACCACAGAUUCCGAAGGCUUGACGAGGCCUUGCAACACCAGAGAGCCCUCCUGGAGAACGUGAUAACCCAAGUGGAGGAGAAGAAGAUAGUUGUCCAGGCGGCAGGGAAACAAAUCGAGGACAGGCUGUAUGAAAUUAAACACAUGCACAGUAAAGUAGAAAAUCAGAUCAAAGUGACCAAAAUGGUGUUAAUCAACGAGUUGAACAAGAGGACCAAUGUGCUGAUGGAACAGCUUGAGAAAACCACAACAGAAAAGCGCCACAAAUACGAGCAGCAGCUCCAGUCAGUUUUGGUUCUGAAUCGGCAGUUGGAACACGUGCAGAACUUUAUUAACUGGGCAAUGUAUGGAAAGAACAGUAUCCCGUUCCUCUUCAGCAAGGAGCUGAUUGUCUAUCAGAUGCAGCACCUUCUGGACACAAGCUGUGGGGGCGAUGUUGGGCGCCCAUCCAAGAUCCGAUUUAGCUGGGAGCCGUCUUUCUGGACUAAACAAAUUUCUAACUUAGGCUGUAUAAUGGCAGAUGGAGCCCAACUGCCAACCCCAGAGAUACCAAGCUAUGGAACAGAAAGUGCCCAAACCUCUUAUUACCCAAUGCCCCAUGCACCCAUUACAGCCCAUCCUGGAACCAUCACCAGCUCUCCACAUUAUACAUCUUCAGUCCAGUGUCCUACGCCCAUGUGUUGUACUCACUGCCAUACCUUGCCAACCAUGCCAAAGAAUCAGCCAGCCACAGGCACCAUAACUCCCCAUAUGAGCUUCGCCCACCCAACACCAAUAAAACAGCAGCCCCCAUCUGCACAGUAUAACUCUGGCAAAGAGCAAAAGCCAACUGUCCGCCCCUUGAGAGUCAUCCAACCUUGGGUGUCCCACCAACCUCACUCGGAACCGGAGAACUCAUCAUACUGGUUGGACCAUCAGCAACAGAAGCCACAAGUGCCACCAAGCCAACCAAAUGCUCCCCCUGUUUGCCCAGUCACCCCACAGGACUUCAAUCAAGUGCACAAUGUGCAUCCAAUCCAGCACACAGUGCCCAUCACCACGCCAACCUCCCUGCAGACCCCCUCCGUGCUCCAGGUACCAUCAGUACAAAUGCAGGUCAGCUCAGUGCACAGUCUUAGCCACAUCCAACCGCAAAGGCAGCAAGCAGCACUGUGCCAGGCUGAGAGUGCCCAUGAGCAGGUCAUGCAUCACAGUCUGGACAUUAUAAACCAACAGUUUGAGUUGGAACAGAUGCAGAAGGGGCUAGAACUUCUUCUCCAAAGUCAACCUUCCAACGUGCAACUGAACCAGGCAAAGCAGCCCCAACACGUGCAACAGACUAUAGUGGGGCAGAUCAACUACAUAGUCAGACAGCCAGCAGCAGCCCCACUGCAGCCCCCAGAGGAAAUUCCACAGGUCUGUGAUGACCCCAUAUCACCAGGCAGUCACACUGUGGACCUUUCGCCGGUCACCACCAUUUCUCCCGGCAACAUGCAGUCCCAGUCUAUAGCAGAUGAAAUCAUCGCUGCUGUGGAAAAUGACGCAUGCCAGAGGAACCAGCUGGCUGACAACCCAGACAGGAAGAGGUCGGCCUCGGUGGGUUUCUGUAAUGCGGCAGAGAUGGAGCUCUCUUCUCCGAGACUUUCUAGGUCUGUGGACCCUCAGAUGCCAACUGUCUCCUGCCAGUUCUUUGAGCAUCCAGAGGACAGGGGGUUCCUACCUGCCACAGAGGCAGAGAGAUUGGCAGAAUACAGUGCGGUGGAAGCAGGUGUCACGGACAAUAUACACAUAGCAACCGAGGAUCACCAAGCAACCGCAGCCUCUGCCUUGGGAAAUGCCAUAUGCAAGGUUGAGAUUGAAAACUUUAGCUGCGCUAACAACUCUGCCAUAGAGACUGACCUGCAGCCUGAAAGUGCCCCAACAGUCAGCGAAUUCAUCCUGCCGCUGCCCGAGGCAUUCGAGGAACCAAUUAACCUCUCAGUAAAGAAGUGUCCCCCACCAGAAAGCUCCUCAGUGAUUGUGAAGAAACGCACUAACCUUCCACCUGCCCCUGCUAAACCACUUAAACAUGAGACAGAAGACAGUGGAUUCAAGCAACACUUUGCAGAUAACAGAAAGGGCAAGAAAAGCAAAUCCAGGGCACCAGUGAAGGAAACUAUGAUCCCAUAUGUGCGAUUGGAGCGACUAAAGAUCCAGGCACAAAACUCCGGGGAGCUCCCUGUUUUUAAGGUGCAACCUCAGAAAAAAGAUGAAGACGGGUCAGUGCGUUUAGUCGUCAAAUAUGGUGCCCAGUGCAAAAGUAUGUCCAUAAAGGUUAAUCCAGAUUGCCCAUCCCCAUCCCCACAAACCACCCCACAGCCUACGGUGUCUUAUGAGACAGAUCCAUUAUCUUACACCACCAGUCAAACUAUUUCUGAACUGGAACAACAAGUCAACAAUUUGGCGAGGGUGAGCCCGUACAGCGGGGAUACCUCAACAAUCCACAACAGAAUUGAGAUCCCAGCGGUUCCUGCAGAAGAUCUUGACUUGACUCGCAAGGUCAAUGCUGUCCCUCAGCCAAUCAGAAAGCUUGUCCAAUCAGAAGAUCAUAAUCAGAUUGAGAAUGAGGAUUUCUGUGCUGUUUGUCUGAACGGAGGGGAAAUGCUCUGCUGUGAUCACUGCCCAAAAGUCUAUCACCUCUCCUGCCACGUUCCAGCCCUGCUCAGCUUCCCUGUGGGAGAAUGGCUUUGCACUCUGUGCCGAAACAUGACCAAGCCGGAGGUAGAGUAUGACUGUGACAAUGUCCGGUACAGUCUUGAGAAUAAAUUGGAGAUUGCGGCUUUUCCAAAUCUCGACGACUACGACCAAAGGAAGUGUGAGAAACUGGUGCUGUCGCUGUGCUGUAACAGUCUGAGCCUCCCCUUCCAGGAACCUGUCAGCCCCUUGGCCCGGCACUAUUACCAGAUCAUAAAGCGCCCGAUGGACCUGUCCAUUAUACGGAAGAAACUUCAGAGACGCAACAUUCCACAUUAUUCCGCCCCGGAGGAACUGGUGUACGAUAUUCGACUCAUGUUCUGGAACUGUGCAAAGUUUAAUUAUAUAGGGCCCGCAGAGCAGAAGGCAAUAUUCAAGGAAGACUCGGAAGUGGCAGAGGCCGGCCGGAACCUGGAGAUGUAUUUUGAGAACAUGCUGAAGGAGGCCUACCCUGAGAAGGUCUUCCCUUUCCCACAGGAGGAAGAUUCCGACACGGAGGAGAUCGGCAGUGAGAGUUGCCACUUGAACCUAAAGGGCUUUCACUGGCCUCCCUACGGGCCCGACUACCUGCAGCCCAAGCGCCGGAGACGCCACACUCUCACCCAGAAGCCACGGGACUUUGACAUUUGCUGAAUUCCCUGCAGUUACAUUGUGGCACUCUGGCAAACUAUGGGUUAAAGGGCAAACUCAAGGGCUGAAAUAAAUGUCACUGAUACUGACCUUAACAACUGUCCUAUAAAGGCUCAUGGCUGAGUUAUGUAUCUGAGAUCUUCCCUCCCUUUAUUCUCCUACUGUAACCUGCCCCCCCACACUGUCUACAUGGAAACAUAUUAUCCCUCCAUUCAAUGGGCAAAUACACUUUCCCUUCCAAAACACUGGAAACUUUUUUUUUACUAUUAAACAAAGUGCAGCUUCUCACCAUAACAAGUCAAGUUUGAAGAUAGAUCGUCUAUCAGGUUUUGUAACUGCCAUUCCAUAUAUAUAAUAAUUUGUCUAAUUAUUGCUCUUUUCAUUCUGUUAGAUAGUCACUAAUAAACUGAAAGUGAAGUCUCUGAGAAAA
Xenopus laevis (African clawed frog) is the source of this 6494-nucleotide messenger RNA. It is a transcript of the gene trim66.S, whose product is annotated as tripartite motif containing 66 S homeolog. The coding region runs from base 2444 to 6067 and encodes 1207 amino acids. Gene Ontology annotation, molecular function: zinc ion binding. The record is from RefSeq and is a predicted model, not a curated record. NCBI's taxonomy places the organism in Eukaryota, Metazoa, Chordata, Amphibia, Anura, Pipidae. The transcript has 20 exons. Gene Ontology annotation, cellular component: nucleus; chromatin.